CAUGCACAGCUCCGACCCUCUCUGCGAAAACAAAGAGUGAAAUCUGUCUUCAUCUCACUACAGCAAACAGCAGUGGACGACAGAGCACGUCUGCACCCCUCCCAUCCUCCCCAUCCAUUAAAAUACACCGGCAGUCCGGAGCCCCUGGUACCCCCGUGUGCGUGCAGCGGAGUCUGGGAGGGGCAUCCGUCUGUCAGUCCGGGCAAUGGCGGAUGGGGAGGCCACCGUGUCUGUGGAGUGGGACAGCGGUGAUGGGGGCUUAGCAGAAUAACAUCCCACCUCUGCAUUUGUAUUUUCUCUGUGUAGCUUGGUAUUCAUCUCUCGCCAUGGAUCCAGAGAAAACGUUGACUUUCUGCCUCGGGGUGAAGGCUGAGGAGAUGACCAUGUCCCUGCAGGGGCUGGAUGGGACUGAAGCUGCUACGGUGGCUGUUUCUCAGAAGGAGACUGACAUGCCCACAGUUGAUAAGGUGGUGAAGCAUCACGGGGGUUCUGGUAGCCGGCCUGUUGUCAGUCCCAAGUACUGUCCUGGGGUAAACAACAAUCCAGGUUACCUGUGUGACACAGGGCACUGCUGCGGAGAGACAGGCUGCUGUACCUACUAUUAUGAACUCUGGUGGUUCUGGCUGCUGUGGACGGUGCUGAUCCUCUUCAGCUGUUUCUGUGCUUACCGCCACCGCCGGGCCAAGCUGAGGAUCCAACAGCAGCAGAGACAGAGGGAGAUCAAUCUGAUCGCCUAUAACGGAGCCUGCAACUACCCUUCCUCCAUGCUGGACCUUAGUUUCCUGGCUUCCUUCAAGUUGCCCUCCUACGAGGAGGUGGCGGCGCAGCCCAGCACCCCUCCUCCACCUUACAGCUCCGUCUUCGCCCUGCAGGGAGGUGCCCUAGGGGUUCCUAGCACCUCUUACCUUCAUCAUCACCACCACCGUCACCCCUGCCCUCCCUACCUGGCCCCCGGCCCUGGUCCCAGUGGUCUGACUUCCUCCCAGAGCUCUGACAACUACACCAGCUGUUCCUGCGAGUCGUGCUCCCUCACCUCCCCCUCCAGCACCUCCUUCUCUGUCCAGGUGACGGACGAGACGUACGACAGCAGUCACAUCUCCACACCCAGCGAAGCAGGAGGCGAUUGUGCUGUCAUACCAAGGGCCGGGGUCAACUUCACGCCAACUCCUUCGCCGCCACCUCAAUCGCAAGUUCCACCUGAUGUCAUACCUGCGGUCACUCCAGAUGUCAUACCCGUACAAAGACGGUCCUCCAAUGGCAGCGAAGGAGUCUCACCUUUAGCUCCACCGCUCUCUCUUCCUUUACACUCUCGUCCUUCACACCCUUCUCGCUUCCCACUUUCUCCCCUCAUUCUCUUAUCGUCCCUCCCUCCCGGUCAAGUCCAUCCUCUCGUCUUCUCAGACCCGCUCGGAGCCAUGGCCGUUCAAAAAGAAAAAGAAGAAGAGGUCUCGCCUUGUGCUCCAACCCCCAGGCCAGCUCUGUCUCCGCCUAAACAGGCCCUCUUCUCCUCAAACGUGGCUGUUUUCACGCAUUGCAGCAACAAAGAGGGGCAAAAACGAGACAAAGAAGAAGAGGAGGAUGAAGAAGAAGAUGACGAGGAGGAUCAUUUCCGGCAUCGGAGGCUAACGGGCGAUUCAGGCAUCGAGGUGUGCCGCUGCCACGUGAAGAGAGAGGAGCAAGAGGAAGAGGAGCUGCAGAAGGGGCAUUUUGGCAAAGGAGGGAAAGAGGCAGCGAAGGAGGCGGAGAGAGCAGACGUGCUACACGACAGCGUGGACUGUUCCCUCCGAGCGAAAGCCGGCGCUCAGUCGCCUCACCUGGAUGACUGCGCCGAGCAGCGCGGCCACGUCUCCUCGCCCUCGAGCAUCAUCCAGAAGACGGGCGAGGCCAUCAUCGCUGUGGAGUCCUCGUAAAGCCGACAGCCAGUCGAGAUGUAGUGAAGUGAAGUGAAGAGUGUUUACGCUCGAUAGCAUCCUCAUAGAUCAAGACUAGUAGGUGAAAAGUUGAAUCACUGAAGAAAAGUCUUGCAGAUCUUAGUGUAGUGAAAGCAGGCACAGGUACAGGAUGAGUUUUCUCUGUAAUUUAUCUCAAACGAGAAACUCCGAGAGAAGCCGACACCUGAAAGUCCUAUUUUGUAGUUAAUUUAUUUGUGGUUCAGGAGGAGGCAUAUCUCUUUCUCCUAAGUGAUGAAUUGCUCUUUCUCCGUCUCCUUUUUCCCCUCACAUGCUAACCAAAUUCAUUUUUAUUACCAAUGGCUCAACAUCUCUCCAUCCCUCUACCAUUUACUUUCCAUCUGUUUUCUCUCUCUGCAUGACGCAACAUUGGUAAAAUAGCAUUUCUUCAACUCUUUGAAAUGAAAUCCACCAGUAGUCAGUGGUUCCCAGCCUGAGGGGGGGUCACAAGAUAAAUCAGAGGGGGUCAUGUGAUGAUUAACAGUAUAAAAAAAAGAACUAAACUAAAUUAUAUAAGUUUCUGAUCUUUCUCUAAUCUUUGUUUUUUUUUUAAAUGUUAAAUUAUGGAUAGUUGUAUUUCUUUUCGUUCAAACGAAACAAUCCGAGAAGCGAAAAAUCAAUCUUUGGUGAAACUGCUGACAGUGACAUGUGCAAUAUGCAAAAUAUACUUUCUUUUUAAAGGGUUACACAACAACAACAACAACAAAAAGGUUGGGAACCACUGAACCAAAUGAACAAGACUGUUUAUCAUUAACUGACAUAAAUUGAAAUGUAUAUAUUCUCUGAGUUUGUGUAUGUUAACAGUUCAUUUUCAAAAGAGCAGCUCUAACAAACUGUGUCUGGAUCACGUUUUAUGAUCUUAUUUUACUUUCAGACUUUUGGAAAAGGAUGGCGACUAUUGAACGUAUGAUCCGAGGUCAGAGGACUAACCUGUGACUUUUACUUUUUACUUCCCUCUGCUCACCAGAGGAAAUAACGAGAGAAGGCAACUAUUAUGACCGAUUCAAGAGGCGUGUGUUUUAUACAUUGUGUCUUACGUUGACCCUGACAGAAAAAGGGGGUGCAAACUUUGAUUUAAACAUGCGGGUGGCAAAGCUUUACAAUGGUAUUAUGAUUAUACGUUGUUGUUUCAGACUGUUACAUGAUGAUACUGUUUAAUUAACUGACUGUUUGACUUUGGAUUUAAUGUAUUUGAACAUGUUCCUGGUUGGUCGUUGCCACUUUUUUUUUUUUUUGCAAGGCGAUGUAAAUCCGAUUCCUCCACGGACAAACUGUUGAGUUUUUACAAGGCAGAAACUUUAAGCCUAAUCUCGUCACUGAUAAUGAAUGUAAAAGGUUAUGCACCGCAACAAGAGGAUAUAUACUUAAAUUGUUUACGGCAAAUUUUUUUAUAGCAUGAUGACGAUUGACUGAAAAGUGUCCAAAACUGCAGCGAGGGCAGAAGAAUCUGCCGCGCGCGCAGGGGGGCUUUGAGAAAACACUUUGAAAUGAAGUGCCCAUUGUCACGUCUGUCUGCGUCAAAGUAAUGCUUGUGAAGUAUCGACGGUGUAAAUGUACAAAAAGCGAGAGUUUGGAGUCACGGUCAGAGUAAUGCCUCUUUUAUUGUCGCUGUGGCUGCUUUCCUCUCAAUGUUUGAUCCUGUUUUUGUAUGUAAAAUAAUUCGGUCUUAGUAGUGGGAAUAGCACACAUGUACUCUCUCGUAAUUGAAGCAGAUUUAGAAAGACGGAAAGUCUCAAAUCGCAUUUUUUUCAUACGCGCGUGUCUUGUUGUAGUUAUUAUGAGACAAAUGUCUCAUUGACUAGAGGCCACUUUGUCGUAUCCUUGGCUCGACUUUAUUAUCUAACGCCCCAGGGCCGAGCUUUCAGCUCAUUUAAAGUUCUGUGGACAAAAAAAAAUGUCUCGGUUCAGCUCAAUAAGAGAAAAAUCAUGUGUGCAUCCUAAUAGAGAAUGCAAGCAGGUUUGUGAUGCAGGUUAUGAAGGUUCUCUUGACAUCCUCUGACCGUCUCUGUGUCUCAGAGGUGGCUGAUGCUCUGACUGCUCACCCUCUCAACAUGAAAGCUUUUUGGCUAUUGUACAUUAUUUUUGCCUCAAGAAUGAGAAAGUUGUUAUUUUCUUAUUAUUAGUUUUUAGCUAAAGUGUGUUUAUCUAAGUAAAUGGUGCCUAGAUGAAAAUAGACUUUCUGUUGGGCUGAUUUACUGCUGCUAUGUGUGUGUGUGUGUGUGUGUGUGUGUGUGUGUGUGUGUGUGUGUUUCCUUGUAAAUUGUGUAUAGUCGUACAUCAAAUGGGCAAAACAUUUUCUAGCAGUGCUUAGCAGUCUCUUUAUAAAAUAUACACAGUAUGUAGUACACGUGAGACUUGCAAAAAUAGUAUUUAGCAAUAGUAUUCACACUUUUUUCCUUACUCUAGUUAAUGCUGGUUGAUAGGAAAUGAAUUGUUGUGAAAAAGACAUUUACCUCUUUAUAACUGAUCCGUGAGCUGUGCUGGGCAGAGGCCCAUGAUUGUACAUAACACUGCAUUUCUAAAUGCCUUUGGCUUAAGGUUUCUCCCAAGUGCAAACUCAGAUUAUCUGCUCUUACCUUUCGCCUCGGUCUGCGCCUCUCGUCCGUUAACGUUAGAUUCAGGUCGCAGAGUUAAGCAUGUGUGUUUCUGAAGAAUAAAUACCUGACGAAUCGUUAUAUGAACACAUCCUGCUGCUGCACGAUACAAAAGAUAUAUUGUAUUGACAUUCCUCUCUAAGUAAUGCAUUUAUUUGGAUCUGAGCCAUAUGUUGCGUCUAGUUUAUGCACAUGCAGAAAUAUUCACGUGAGCAGUGUGAUUUGGGGGAAGUGGAAGGUAAUUGCCAUUUUCUUUUGUUUAGUACAAACUAUGAUGGUUUGUGAAUGUCAGUUUUACACGAAAUGGCUCAACAAACAGAUUAAAAUAUAAUUGGGAUGGCUGUUCAACUUGAAAGCCCAGAAAGAGGGCAAAAUUGAUUAUUUAAUCAUUAUUUGUUCUGAUUUCUCUAGUAUUACACAGUACGUGUUUUAUGAAUUUUAUCGUAGACGUGUGGUCUAAAAAGCUGAAGAUUUUUCAAUUGGUUUUCUUAUUUUUUUUAGACUUUUGUAGUUUUGUUUGAGAAUUUAUACUCAAGUUAAAUUAUAGAUAUAAUACCAAUACCACAAUAGGAAAUAAAGAAAACAUAUUUUUUUUAUUGUGCAGCACACUGAAUAUUUCUUUAUCCAGAUGGAAAGAUGAGUCAAGAUCAUCAUGUAUUUAUUCUUCAUAAAAACAGACGUUUCAUGCUGUGACCUGAAUAUAAUGGUAAUAAUACCCAAGAGGCACAAACAGAGGCUACUUUUACCCCAGCUCUGAUUUUACAUUGAAGCCAAACUGAUCUGAGUUCAGUGUAUAUAGAACUAGUUUGAUUUCUUUCUUUCUUUUUUUUUGCCUUGUCAGCAGCUAGUAUGUACAGACAAAACGCCCAAACUCUACCCUCAUUGCCACUGAAGGCCAAGGCCUGAUAUAAGACUGUUACCUCGCUGAGUUUUGACUGCAAAGGACUGUUUACUUCUCCUUAUCAAGAUAGUAUUUACUCUAUAUUUGUACUGAUUUAUUUUGUAACGCCAAGAAUUGAAGAAUUGAGAAUAUAAAAAGAUGAGAAAAACACAACCCACAGAGCCCACAUUGGUACGGCUGAACUCGACAUCAAACCCUGUUGAUUCAGGAUAACUUGAGACUGUUUUUGUCGCCCGGGGGAAACAAAGCGUUCUCCUUUUACUCCUGCAGCUUACGAGACGGCAGCGGGAUUUGUAGAAGUAUCUAUAUGUGAUCGUGUGUGGAUUAGUUCAGAUUAAUAUUACUACAAAAUGUGGUGUUCUUUGAGGGUAUCCUUGUGCAAUUCUACCUGCAGCUCUUCAGUGUGUUGUGCGCAUGUGUGAGAGAGUUAUUGUCAGCCGUGUUGUUGUGGUGUUAAAUCAUCGUCGCUUAUUAUGAGGCCAAAGUUGAUUGUUGUUGGUAUUUGUUAACAUGAUAUUUGUCGAUAUGAAUAUCCAAACAUUUUUAUGUCAUCAUAAAUAUCAAGUUGAUUUUGUAUCUUGGUGUAUAGCAUAGAGAUUUCUGAUGCAUACUCUGAUGUAAAAUCCAAACAAUGAGAUGCUCUCACAGUUUUUGGAAUAUUUGUUUGGUUGCACAUAUCCUGGUGCUUUUUAAUUCCAGAAGGUCGAGAUGUAAUUAGGUUUCUUCCAUUUGAGGUGUUUUGCAUUGAUGCUCAUUGGGAUUCUACCACGGUUAGGUGGACACGGACAUCUGCGCUACUUUAUUCGACAAAAAAACUGUGGAUUUUUGUGUCAAAAUAAAUGCUACCAAAUACA
Molecule: messenger RNA, 6298 nt
Organism: Larimichthys crocea (large yellow croaker)
Lineage: Eukaryota; Metazoa; Chordata; Actinopteri; Sciaenidae
Product: WW domain-binding protein 1
Exons: 6
Coding region: 327-1910 (527 amino acids)
Source: RefSeq, a predicted model, not a curated record